Eremothecium sinecaudum is the source of this 2307-nucleotide messenger RNA. It is a transcript of the gene CDC4, whose product is annotated as SCF ubiquitin ligase complex subunit CDC4. The record is from RefSeq and is a predicted model, not a curated record. NCBI's taxonomy places the organism in Eukaryota, Fungi, Ascomycota, Saccharomycetes, Saccharomycetales, Saccharomycetaceae. The transcript has a single exon. The coding region runs from base 1 to 2307 and encodes 768 amino acids. Gene Ontology annotation, molecular function: protein binding.
AUGGGACAAUAUUCUAAUAAUGAUGCGACACCGGCGAGGUAUUCGAUGUCGGUUUCAGAGUAUCCACUUGCCAAUGUGCAGGUUCCCUAUCAGUAUAAGAUAGAAAAGUCCUUCUCGAGUGAGGAAGCAACAUGCUUUCUAGUGAACUCGCUUAGCCGUGAACAGCUUCCUUCUCUUAAGAGGAGACCAAGCUCGGAAGAAGCUGCUGCUACACAUAAGAAAACCAAGACAGAAGCAGAAGAGCUGGCGAGAGGCAUCAGGUAUAAUGCUCUUCAAUAUGGGAAGAACGGAGCUGGAGAAUCAGUAGCGGGUUUAGGUGCUACUGUUAGCGCUGCCAACCCUAGCUCGGUCCAUGGAGAUUGUUCAAGUGAUGCCGAGAGUAUUAUAGAUGCUGCUAUUGAAGCAUCAGAACGGGAUUUUGACACAGAGUUAUGUGAACCUGAUAGUUCCGCAGAAGAAGGUACAGCUGUGGCUCCUCCUGUGUUGAGCACAGCUCCGGUACCCCAAGUGCCGGUGGAGGCAUUGCCGAUAUCACCUUUGGACUCCCCAGGGUACACACCCCCAUUCACUGGAUUUGCGACUACAAAUCCCACUAACACCACCGUUUCCGGAGUUGAAAGCAACGUGGUGCUUGGGAAUAUUUCUGCUUCCCCAACUUUACAAGAUACAAUGCGAAAUGUUGCAAGUAAUGCUUUUCUACAGCUACCGCAUUCCGCCUAUAAGAACUUGAUUUUCCAGUUGAUCUCUAAGAUGAACCGCAGUGAGUUGUCUGAUCUAUCUACACUAUUAAAAGACCACUUAAAAAGGGACUUUUUACAAUCACUACCAAUUGAAAUAUCGAUGAACAUAUUGGAUAAUCUAGGAUUUGAAGAUAUAUGUUCAUGUCUUUUGGUUAAUAGCGCAUGGAACAAUCUGAUUAAAAAUAGUCCCCAUAUCUGGAAAAGGCUAAUGUUGAAUGAGGGGUUUAUUACUAAGGAUAAAUUUAGUUCAUAUUGUGACCGAGUGCCAGAAAAUUAUCGUUUGUUGCCUAAUCCUGAUGAUAGAUUCCGAUUAGACUUUUUAGAAAACAGAUGGAUUUUAGAAAAUUGGUAUAACCCUAGUUAUAAACCGGGUAGAACAUGCCUUGAUGGACACAGAACCAACGUAGUAACAUGUCUUCAAUUUGAAGGAGACUAUAUUAUCACUGGUGCUGAUGAUAAGAGGAUAAAUGUUUAUGAUGCCGAAAAAGAACAAUUCAAACUAGAGUUGGUAGGCCAUGAAGGGGGGGUUUGGGCUCUGAAAUAUGUUGGAGAUGAAAUACUUGUAAGUGGUUCAACAGAUCGUACGGUUAGGAUUUGGAAUGUGAAAGCUGGAAAAUGUACACAUGUCUUUAAAGGACACACAUCCACAGUCAGGUGCUUGGACGUAGUAGAGCAUGAGGGUAUAAAAUAUAUUGUUACCGGUUCAAGGGAUAAUACUUUACAUGUAUGGAAACUGCCUGACCCUAAAGCUCCCGAUUAUAAUCCAAACAUAACCAAACAAUUUAGCAAUACGGGGGAUAAUCCAUUUUUUGUCGGUAUAUUAAGAGGGCAUAUGUCUUCAGUACGUGCUGUAUCGGGGCACGGUAAUAUUGUGGUUAGCGGGUCUUACGAUCACAAUUUGAUGGUAUGGGAUAUUGCCAAGAUGAAACUUCGUUAUGUUCUAACAGGACAUACAAAUAAAAUAUAUUCAACUUUAUAUGAUCAUAAAAUGAAACGGUGCAUAUCCGCUAGUUUGGAUACUACUAUAAGGGUCUGGGAUCUUGCAGAGAUUCAUAAUAAUGGUUCCGUUACACCUGUUAAUUCUACAAGUGCUUCAAAGGUUUCUGGAUCUUUACGUACAUUAUGUGGUCAUACUGGUCUUGUUGGUCUUUUAGGUUUGUCCGACAAGUAUUUGGUAAGCGCAGCUGCAGAUGGGUCUCUUCGCGUAUGGGACUCAACAGAUUAUUCUAAACAAUUUUCUUUUCAUCAUACAAAUUCAAGUGCAAUUACUACGUUCUUUAUGUCGGAUAACCUAUUGGUUAGCGGUUCCGAACACCAGUUUAAUAUUUACGAUCUAAGAACUGGUAGAUUGGUUCAUAAGCAUCUUUUAAAUGAUGCGGACCAAAUAUGGGGCGUUAAAUUUAAUAACAGGAAACUAGUUGCCGCUGUAGAGUCCAACGGCCAUAGUUACGUUGAAAUUUUGGACUUUGGCUCUAGGAAUAGGCCCGUAAAUUUUGCAUCAAUGAGGUCACCUCCGUCUUCAUCCAGCUUUUUGAAUCACUCGAGGGCGCCUUCAACGUUCAGCUAG